CUGGGGUGAAGCCCGGGUGGCCUUCCCCCUUUGGCCAGAGCAAGCGCUCCGUGCGCAUGCCGCCAUGGACGACUUGGAUGACCUGUUCUCCUCGGACACCGAGGAUGAGGAAGCGGCCAGGGCCAAGUUCGCGCGGAAGCUCGAGGAGGCGAAGCUGCAGAAGGAGGAGGGCAACCAGCUGCUGAAGCGAGGCGAUGCCAAGCAAGCGGAGGUCGCCUACCGUAAAGGCCUGGCGUCCAUCUGGGCGCCUUACCGGCAGCGAGAGGCGGAGGCCGCAGCCUUGGGCGCGGCCUUGGACCUGAAUCUGGCGCUUUGCCAUCUGCGGCUGGAGCAGUGGGAGCAGGCCUGCCGCUGCACGAGCCGCGCCCUGGAGGUGGAGCCUUUCAAUGGCAAGGCGCUGUACCGCCGCGGCCUGGCGCGGCACCGCCUGGGCCUGCUGCAGGCGGCGGAGGAGGACCUUCAAGGUGCCUUGAAGGUGGCGCCCUCUGCGGAAGCGCGGCAGGAACUGGCGGCGGUGCAAAAGCAAAGGGGCGAGGAUACAAAGAUCCCUUCUGGAUUCCUCAAGAAGACGGAGGCCGUUGCCAAAGAGCAGGCUUUGGAACCUGAAGAGCGACCGGCGGAGGAGUCAGAUUGGGCCGUGACCGAGCAAGUCCAGGACGCCUUGCAGGAGGCCCAUGACUUCUUACUGGCCAUUGCUGAACGGCACGUGGCCUGCAGGAGUCAGGAGGAGGUCGCUGCUCUUUGCGAGCAACUGGACCAGGUGGCCGCACUGGUGCCGCGGGUCAAAGGCGCCCUCGAAGCGGCCACCCUGGUGCCGGCGCCGCUUUCGACGCCUCCCGUAUGUGAGGUCCAGGAGCUGGUGGAAGCGCUGAGCGCCAAGCUGGUGAACUUCCGGCCCUUCUUCCAGCAGCAGGAGCGCAAAGUCGGGGAGUUCGAGAGUUUGAGGGUUUGCCGCCAGCUGGGCGAGCUGCCCCACAACUCCAGGUGGUACAGCUUUGACGUAGAGCUGGUGCGGUGGGGCGACUCCAAGGCGGCCACUCCGGCCGAUUUUGCCGCCCCGCUCUUCCCGCCCACCGGCGAGCCCAGCGCGUCGCCGGCUGCGGCCUGGCAGCGGGAGAUCUUCCAUCGCAUCUUCAUGAAGGAUGCCAGCAAGCACGUGGCGGGGGCGCUGUUCCUGCUCCUGCGGGAGCAGCUGGGACGACUGCGGCUGCAGGGCCGCCUCGUGGAAGACCUGGGCCUGGCCCACGGCAUGUUCUUCGCCCCCUUGGCUCCGCAUGGCCCCGCGGAGGGGCAGAGCGAGGCCGCGCGGCGGAACUCGCUGGCCAUCUGCUCCGGGGAGGACCGGCGGCUCAUCGCGGUGCCCUCCUUCACCAGCCUGGGCUGCGCGCACAAGUGGCUGCUGCUGAAGGUAGGUGACGAGGAGGGCGAGGUCUAUGCCUUGGACCCCUGCUGUGGUGCCCUGGGCCUUCUUAACGAGUGUAGCGGCCUGUCCCGGCUUUGGCCCAUGCGCGCGGACGAGCGCUUCGUGGUGCGCGCCUCUGCCUUCGGUGAAGCGGCGCUGGGAUUGCUGGGCCAUAAGACGGGGGAGGCCCUCAAGGCUCUCACCCAGGGUGACGGCCUCAGCACGGCCCUCAAGGCCAUGGAGGCUGCCAGCAACUCGAGGCCGCCCGAGCUGAAGGGCCUGGCAGAGGCGGCGGCGCGGCUGCAGGUGGCGGCGCAGGGCCUGGGGCUGCCGGCCACAGCCGCGGCGACGGAGGAGGAGCUGGAUGCGGCCCACAAGGCGGCGGUGGAGGAGCUGGUGCGACGCAAGCUGCGAGCCUACGGCUUUGAAAAGCUGGCAGACCAAAUCGGCGCAAAAAUUGGCUGGCGCGCCUGGGCGCUGCUCGCGUUCAUUUCCGGGGCCUGGUGCUUUGCGCAGCCGCGGUAUGGGAGUUCAUUUCGCACCAUGAAGUCCAAGGCCAGCUGGCGCUUCAAUGAGGAGGACGAGGACAAGCGCAGCCUCCUGGACAAGCUGCGGAGCACCCUCACGCGGCCCAAGGAGUUGGCUGAGACGGUGGCGGCCCUGCAGCAGCGACGGCUCUUGACAGAGGCACGGGAGUACACCUUGGUGAUCAAGGUCUUAGGCCAGCUGGGGCUUUGGCGGGAGGCCGUCGGCAUGCUGGUGGACAUGGAGAGGAAAGGUGUCAGCCCAGACGUGAUUACCUACAAUGCGGCCAUCAUGGCCCUUUCGCGGAACAAGAGGUGGAAGGAGGCCAUUGAACUGGUGGCGGAGAUGUGGGAUGCAAAGAUCAUUCCAGAUGUCAUCUCCUACACAAGUGCUAUUUCAGCCUGUGCUAGUACUGGCCAUUGGAAAGAGGCCUUGCAACUGCUUGCAGAGAUGGAGCGAGCGGGGAUACGAGCUGACGUCCGGAUUUUCAAUGCCGCGAUUAACGCGUGCGCGCAGGCGGGCGAGUCCCAGCGUGCUUUACAGCUCUUGGAUGGCAUGCCAGAGAGAAAGCUGACGCCGGACGUCAUCACCUACAAUGCUGCCAUCAACGCAUGUGCCAGGAGCGGGGAGUGGAAGCAGGCCAUUCAGCUGAUUCAGCGCAUGAAGGAGCAAGGCCUGAAACCGCAGACACGCACCUACAACAGCGCCAUCAACGCGUGCGAGAAAGCUUUCCGUGGCGAGGAGGCGUUGCAGCUACUGCAGGACAUGGCCGACAGCCAGGUGCGCCCGGACGCGGUGACCUUCAACACUGCGAUCAGCGCCUGUUUGAAGGGCGGGCUCCGAGCGGAGGCCCUCGACCUGUUGGAGGAGAUGCGCGGCCUUGGUAUCCCGAUGGAUGUGAUUUCCUACAGCGUCGCCUUGAGAGCCGUGGACACUUGGGAGUAUGCCUUGCAGCUCAUGUCGGAAAUGCCGGACAAAGCCAUUAUGCCGGACAACAUUGUUUAUGGUGCUGCCAUGGGCGCCUUCGAUCGCGGCCGGAACCUCGCGCUGGCUCUCAGGUUCCUCCAGAACAUGCGCCUCAGCGGGCUCCAGCCGGAUCUGGUGAUCCUGAACUCGGUCAUCAGUGCCUGCGACAAGGCUGAUGACUGGGAGCAGUCCUUGGCGUCUCUCGUAGAGGCCGAAGCAGACUCGCUGCACCCAGACGUGGUCUCGUUCAGCAGCUGCGUGAACGCCUGCGGGAAGAGUGGGGAGUGGGAGAGAUGCCUCCAGCUUCUUGAUGAUGCAAGGCAGGCCUACGUCUUGCCGGAUGCUAUCCUCUACAGUGCUGCCAUCAACGCCUGUCACGUGGGCACUCAGUGGGCAAAGGCAAGCAGGCUGCUGCAGAAGAUGCGCGCCGAUGCCAUCAUGCCAGAUGAGUCCACGCUGAGUUCUGUCAUCAUGGCGUGUCGGGAGUGCGAGCAGCUGCAAACAGCCGACCUGCUUCAGCAGCAGCUGGAUGAGAUGAGGAAUAAGCGACGGUGA
Molecule: messenger RNA, 3448 nt
Organism: Effrenium voratum
Lineage: Eukaryota; Dinophyceae; Suessiales; Symbiodiniaceae
Source: the annotation of a GenBank genome assembly